This is a messenger RNA of Oncorhynchus gorbuscha (pink salmon), 5586 nucleotides long. RefSeq names its product prosaposin receptor GPR37-like. The transcript has 2 exons. The record is from RefSeq and is a predicted model, not a curated record. Gene Ontology annotation, molecular function: G protein-coupled peptide receptor activity; prosaposin receptor activity. Lineage: Eukaryota; Metazoa; Chordata; Actinopteri; Salmoniformes; Salmonidae. Gene Ontology annotation, cellular component: plasma membrane; signaling receptor complex. Gene Ontology annotation, biological process: positive regulation of MAPK cascade; adenylate cyclase-inhibiting G protein-coupled receptor signaling pathway. The coding region runs from base 776 to 2701 and encodes 641 amino acids.
AUGUUAAACCAUGGAGAAAGAGGUGGUGUCAGUAUACGCCGAUAUUGCUAUGGUAAUUAUGAUGAUAAUAUAUUUAUCGAGUGCGCGUCAUCGGGCGUGGUUGGCUGCCAGCAGCGGUAGUCAGGAGGCAGGAUCUGGUGGAUGCGGAUUGACAGAUCAGGGUUAGCCGCCAGGGGAGUGCAUUUUCCUUCACAGUCCUCCCCGAGACACCCAGCUCACCUCGGUGCUCCACGAAGCGGACAGAGAGAACGAGCCAGAGCCGCGCCUCUCUUCUCUCUCAGCUCGCAGCUGUGUAACAAACACACAGCAGCAGCGCCGCACAGUCUGCGAGACUCUCAGCCCGACCCGACCCAACCACAGCCAGUGCAGCCUGUUCGGCUCAUAAGGGAAAGUCCGGUGAUCUGCUGUUUAUGGAGAUGAGAUGCAUGUGACCAUGUUGUCGCUGUAAUAUGAGUUUGCUAGCGGCAUGUGGUGCCAUGAGAACCUUGCAGGGAUAUCUAGUUCGGUAAGGUAUGGCGCUUUCUACUUGACCAAAUACAUCUCACAGGAGGUGGCGGCUGGCUUGCACAGAACAACAGCACGGCGGAGACCAAACCCAGUGCGCUGAAUUUAGAUAUGAGCUAAAAGUUUACAAACAUUAUAAGAUGUUGGGAUCUACAUUGAGUGUUUAAGUUCAGUGUGAUUCUUGUCAUUAUGGGUGUAGACUGAACGGGAGCGUAUUCUCUUCACCGAGAUAACGAUGGCUUUCUGAGGAGGAUAUCUCUCUGUCUGUGCUAUGAUCUGGACCAUGCGGACUCUGAUGCUGAGGACGCUGUGUGUGUUGUUGGGGAAUGCACAUAUCGUGUCUCUCAGAAAUAAUGGCUACAUGCGAACUAGAGAAACAGUGGAGGGUUAUUAUGGGUUUAACGCCACAGCAACACACAGGACCGCUCACACAGCCACCGGAGAAGGUCCCCAAAACACAGUUUACAACAGCACUCGCUCUGGGGGACACGCUACAGGUACGUCCUACUCCAAACAGAAUAUUCAAACGUGGAUGGAAAAGAUUAAUUCUACUUCUGUGAGAAGGACGCGCGUAAUUACGGAUGAAACAAAACAUAGGCAUGUCGGAUUAAAACAACACCAGUCCAACAGAACACUAACACGGUGGGAUUACUCUGCCACCCCACACAGGGACAUGGUACGCCGCCACAAGAGGAGAAAGUUUAAUAGGGAGAUUGGCGCAGCCGCUGCCAUGGGGACGGCAGGUGGAUACAAUAUCACUAAGUCUCCAGUAAUGGGCCAGCAGCGCGGGGGACAACUGGACAGCGACAGACGCAAGAGAGGCACAAAAGACGAGCAGAAGAAGGCGUUUAAGAGGGAGAGGGGGAGAAAAGUGAACAAAAGCUCAAUGGCUUUAUCUCAGGCGCACAGCGCAGUGGGCGGGCUGGACCCCCCUCUCUCUCCAUGGGAACCAAUACCCAAGCCCCUAGCUCUCACCUCUACCGACCUACCCCUCGACUUCUUCACCAGGAAAAACGAGAUGUUUACUUACCGGGAGGAAAAUCCGUGGGAUGCCACUCCAAUGACACCUCCCAACACAGCAGAUUUUGGACGUGAAAUCAAAAACCCAUUUUACCCAGUGACAAGUGAAACCUUUGGAGCUUAUGCUAUCAUGGGCGUUUCUGCCAUCAUUUUCCUCGCUGGGAUAGCAGGGAACAUAGCCAUACUGUGCAUCGUGUGUCAGAACUACUAUAUGAAGAGCAUCUCCAACUCUCUCAUAGCUAACCUGGCCAUCUGGGAUUUUGUAGUGGUCUUCUUUUGCCUGCCCCUUGUCAUUUUCCAUGAAUUGACUAAGUCCUGGCUACUGGGAGAUUUCACCUGUAAAAUCGUGCCAUAUUUGGAGGUGGCAUCUCUAGGUGUGACCACGUUCACCCUGUGUGCUCUGUGCAUUGACCGGUUCCGCGCAGCCACCAAUGUCCAGAUGUAUUACGAGAUGAUCGAGAACUGCACCUCCACUACAGCCAAGCUCGCCGUCAUCUGGAUCGGAGCUCUCCUAUUGGCUCUCCCUGAGCUCCUGAUCCGCCAGCUGGUCACCGAGGACCCCGCCCUACCAGAUGACCCCCCAACGGAGCGCUGUGUGGUGCGCAUCUCGACAUCGCUCCCAGAUACACUCUACAUCCUGGGCCUAACCUACGAGGGCGCGCGGCUCUGGUGGUGCUUCGGCUGUUACUUCUGCCUCCCUACGCUCUUCACCAUCGGCUGUUCCCUCGUCACCGCCCGCAAGAUCCGCCGCGCCGAGCAGGCCUGCGUCCGCGGCAACAAGAAGCAGAUACGCCUCGAAAGCCAGAUGAACUGCACUGUCGUGGCGCUCGCCAUCGUCUACGGCGCCUGCGUGGUCCCGGAGAACAUCUGUAACAUCGUGUCGGCAUACAUGGCGGCGGGCGUGCCGGAGCGGACCAUGGCGGUCUUACACCUCCUGUCACAGCUGUUGUUGUUCUGCCGGGCGGCAGUGACGCCUGUUUUGCUCCUGUUAUUAUGUCGUCCACUAGGCAGAGCCUUCCUGGACUGUUGUUGUUGCUGCUGCUGUAACCAUGCCCACUCCUCAGGCACGGCUAGUGAUGAUAAUGAGCAUGAGUGUACCACAGAGCUGGAGCUGUCGCCCUUCAGCACCAUACGCAGAGAGCUCAGCAACUACACUCCCGCAGGGUCCAAUUGUUAAAACCACACAACUACUGUUGAAGGUCGAGUGCAGUCAAAAACAUGAUUUUUCAGUGUUUUAUAUUCGGUGUAUAUUUCCACACUAUGAGGUUGAUAUAAUACUGUGAAAUUGUGAAAAUGAUGAUAAUGCCCCUUUAGGUUAAUAAGAUCCUUUUGAGAAGACCGCCUGAAAUUCAUCCUGUUUUGGUGGGAUGGAGUUUUGGCCUGCUCGGUGACACCACCAGGUGGUAAAUUAGUUAGACCAAUUAGAAAGAGAGUUACAAACGUCUCAGUCAAAAACAGCAAGUUUUCAGUUUUCCCCUCCCCACUCAGACCAUUAACCAGACAAUCUGAGCUAAAUUCUUGCAGGAGAAAUUGUUGUUUUCUAAGAAGCUGUUUUUCUUUUUUGACAAGUUACUUAAUUAUUACCCAAAAAUGAAAUGAUAUUGAGAUAAAAAAUGGCUGCAUUGGAACUUUAAUGACUACACAGCUACUCACCUGCAGGACUAUACAAACAUACUAGUACACAGAACUGUACAACUUCACACCUGCAGAGUCAAACUGCUAAGGCUGCACACCUUUGCAACUACAGAACUAUACAACAUUUCACAAGCAGAAUCAAACUGCUUGGAUUACAUACCUAUACACCAACGGUACGAAACUACAGUAAACUACUACACAGUUAGCUACACAACUGACAAACUGGGUGCUAGGGCCACACAACUCCUGUACAGCAUACUAUUACACUAUUACACAACUACUGUAUAUAACUACACACUAGCAGGGAAAAAGUGUCAGGACUACACACUAUACAUCCGCAGGGAGCAAGUAACAUCUGAACAGCCAUACUGCCGAGACAACUGCACAACAACCCAACUGCACUACAACUCCCAAUACACAUACUGUGCUCCAACCCAGUACACAAACCAAGUGUUCUGAACUGGGACCAGACAUGAAUGGACAAAGCCAGACACUCGAGAACAGACUACCCUGGACUGUGUUGAGCUGAAAUGGAAUCAGUGGAGUGGACUAGGCGUGGCUGGGCUGGAGUGGACUCCGAAUAGUUGACUGGAGUGGACUGGGCUAGAACGGAUAUACUCACGUCACCCCUCACUCAAACUCUGCACUCACGAUUCAGUUCACACACACACGCCUUACUCACACACUGGACUGUACAUACUGUAUACUACACACUAUCACUCUAGUGAAGGAAAGCUAUAUAGGGAAGGAAAGAAGGAAGCGUACGGAGGAGGAAUACAAGGACAUUACAAGCAUAUUGUGAUUGUUUUCUUUUAAUGCGCAUUAAUAUUACUGUAAUCGUCGUAGUUGAUUUCUGCAUACAACUCUGCACUGCCAAACACCUUUCCUAGGCUUUCAUACUCUGUCGUUCCCUCCUGUUAGUGUCAGAGUCAGGGCCUCUCUGUCUCUGUGUCUUUUCUGACAGUAACUUAUUCUAAAUGGCCGAGUGUACAGUGUUGUGACUCAAAGUCUUGAUGAAGUCGGUGAUUCUUGUAAACUUGUUUAAUUGAACUUUGCGAGUAUCUUGUUCACUCUGUCUGUAUUUGAUACCAGAAGAUGUAAGCGCACACAGUCAUCAGUCUAGUUUCUGGUUUCUAGAUAGCUUUUUAUAUAGCCCCCCCAAAAAACAGUCCCUUUGAUUAAAAAAAAUAACUUGAUCUUGACUGCAGGAUUGCAGCUCUGUAAAAAAAAAUGUUUUGAGUGGUGUAUUACUUUCCUUGUAUUCCUGACCAGAAAAUAUGAUUCUUUAUUGGAAUUAGAAUUCACAACGUUUUCCCCGUACAAACGGACCGUGGGUGUGCAACGCCACAGACGCUUCCAAAUUCAUCAUCUAUAGAUUACGCAGACAGAGCAGAACAUACACCAGCCGCAUAUAUCUCUGCGUAUCAUUCCCUUAUAAACCUUCUUUACAGUGUUAUACAACGAUGACGAUAGCAAAGAAGUGUCUGGCAUGUAUGCGAGUCUGUGUUAGCGGCGGUAAGGAGAGAUGAAUGUUGUGUUUAUCAUCUCCAUAACAGAAUUGUCUGUCAUAAGAAAACGAAGCAGCUCUGUUUCCACUCCUGGAGGAAUCUGCUGUGGAUACUGCUGCACUCCCACUGCUCUGAGGAGGUGGUGUUUUCUUUCUCACACCACCGCACAUCCGCUCCUCUGUUUGAUGUGUCGCAGAGAGAGAUAGAUCAGCUAUUUCUGUCUGUGUAAGAGAACAGCUCGGAAAGACAGGCAGGAACGCACCAUACUAACAUUCUACUGACCAGACACACGUUUUCCAUUGACAAUCCAUGUCUUCUGACGUUCUAUCGAGACGUGGUCAUUAGGGGUACCAUUUGACUGACCAUCAAUCAACAUUCCAUUUCCAUUCCAUUUGCAACAGAUAGGCAACAUGAUUGGCAUUGAUUCUUGGCAUUUUAUGCAGCACUGUGGCAUCUAUGUCAUUCAGAUUCUGAAUCAAAAAGCCCAAUUUACAUCCUGAUUACAAUAACAGUUCUGUGCACUUUAAAAAACACCAUAAAUUGGGGCUAUUGUCUGAACCUUUUUCCUUCUCUUCCCAUCUGGGUUCAAGCUGCAUCGUGGGUUGCUGUCGCCAUCGCGUCACAGAUAGGAUGACAGGCAUCUGUGCCAUUCAUGCUGGUAAUUUAGGACUCUAGACAUCAACAGUGGUUCAAUCACACUCCAUCAGAGCCUCAGCAGCUACAGCUCCAUCCGCGCCUCUGUCUGUCUGAACCUUUGUCUGUCUGUCUCUGAGGGAGCAGGAUGAAGAGUACUCUGUCUUAUUCAACUCGCUGUUGUCAUUGUCAUUCAAUCUCAGGAAUAGUUUCCCACACCCAGAUAAAGCCUGAAAUUAAGUUUAUGAUUCCUAUUGAGUUUCAUGCUUUUCAGUCCAGGAAUAGG